Octopus sinensis (East Asian common octopus) is the source of this 2058-nucleotide messenger RNA. RefSeq names its product ubiquitin-conjugating enzyme E2 Z. The record is from RefSeq and is a predicted model, not a curated record. Gene Ontology annotation, molecular function: cysteine-type endopeptidase inhibitor activity; ubiquitin conjugating enzyme activity. The coding region runs from base 40 to 924 and encodes 294 amino acids. Gene Ontology annotation, cellular component: nucleus. The transcript is spliced from 7 exons. Lineage: Eukaryota; Metazoa; Mollusca; Cephalopoda; Octopoda; Octopodidae. Gene Ontology annotation, biological process: negative regulation of apoptotic process.
AAGUCACGUGACUCAACCCGGAAGUUGUUGGUUAAUAAAAUGGCGGUUGCUAGCUCUGAUGACUCUUCCAACUUUUUUGUGGCCGAAGACAUGCUCGCACACUCCAACAGUUCGAACUGGGACCCCUGUCACAGCAAAGAUUGGGAUAAAGAGAAACCAACGCCCCAGUGUAUUCUUCGGAUAAAAAGAGAUAUUAUGACAAUAUAUAAUGAACCACCUCCAGGAAUGUGUAUAGUUCCAGACAAAGAAGAUAUUACAGAAAUUCAUGCAUUAAUUACUGGACCUUUUGAUACGCCUUAUGAAGGAGGUUUCUUCUACUUUCUAAUUCGGUGUCCCCCAGAUUACCCCAUCAGACCUCCACGAGUAAAACUAAUGACUACUGGUGAUGGUCGAGUCCGUUUUAACCCUAACCUUUACAGAAGUGGCAAGGUGUGUUUAAGUAUCAUAGGGACCUGGAGUGGCCCAUCCUGGAGUCCUGCUCAGUCUCUUUCCAGCAUUCUGAUAUCCAUCCAGUCUUUAAUGAACGACAAACCAUAUCACAAUGAGCCGGGUUUUGAGCAGGAGCGUAAUGUUGGUGAUGCUAAACGGUAUAAUGAUGUGAUACAGCACGAGUCUCUACGGGUUGCAGUUUGUGAUAUGUUGGAAGAACGAUGUACCUGUCCUCAAGCACUUCGAGAAGUGAUGGAAAAGUCCUUCCCCACGUAUUAUGAUUAUUAUGAAUCUGUAUGUAAAGCCAACCUCAUGAAGCAGGGGCAGACAAUGUUGGAUCCUUUCGGUGACAAACGAGGCUCAUUUGACUAUCAGUCUAUCUUAAAGAGGCUCCAUGCCAUCAAGAAGAAACUAGAAGAGAAACAAAUAGCAUCGGAUGAAGAAGGGUCAUCAGACUCAGAAAGUGACAUUGUGAAUGACUCCAGUCAAAGCUGAUGUUUGUCGCCCACUACAAGUGACUGGACAACCAUCAAUUGGAGGCAGUGGGGUGGGACACAGAUGGACUACAAUGAUAAGUUGUGUUGCUGUUGGCUGCCAAAAGUACAUCAUUACUAUGGCUACAGAACACCUCUCUCUCUCUCUCUCUCUCUCUCUCUCUCUCUCUCUCUCUCUCUCUCUCUCUCUUUCUUUCUCUCUCCUCCCUUACCUUGAUUCAUUGUGAUAUGAGCUUCAGACAGUCUCAAUGUAUAAAUCCGGUAAACCUCUUUUUUUUUUUCUUAACCCUCCCACUUGUCCAGCCAUACAUACACACAUGCAUGUGCUUCUUGUUUCCUCUUUCCCUUUCUUCAUUGUCCUUUGCAGUGUGGAAAUGGUAAUGAGCAGGGAGCAUUUGUUAAAUCUGAAGACCUGAAGAUCUCCUACUUUCCGCUCUUUUCCAACUUAAAGCAACCACCCUGCUGGUUUGUCCAGCUGUUGUUGCUUUAUGUCUGUAUAUAAGGUUGGUGGAACAAACAGGAAAAAAAUAGAACUCAAUACAUGAAUAUAUUUUCAAUUAAUAGAAAAGUUACAAAAGUGACUCAAGGGCCAACAGUUUUGUUCAUACCACUUAUAAAAAUUUGGUAAGUCCUGCGUGCAAAACUCUUAGACCUUGCAUCAUAUUUGUACUUCUCUGUUGAUGUAUGUUUGUGUGUGUGUGUGUGUAUGUGGGGGUGGUUUUUGUGUAUGUAUAUGUGAGUUCUGGUUUUGUUUUAGAAACUUCUCACCAAUACAAAUUGUCUCCAGUCUAGAAACAAGGCUCUCUCAAUGGAAUCUUGACUACAUCAAUUAGGUAGCCACGCAUGAUUGUGCAUGCGAACAUAUCGUUAUGUGUGAAGUUGUGCAUAUAUCUGUGUGUGUAUCUUAUUUUUUAAGCUGAAAGUCCUUCAGUAAUUUUUCAUAUGCUAGUUUCGUGUGUAACACAUAAAAGUGAAAACUGUCCAUUUUUAGAAUGCUAUUUCUAGCUAAUAAAGAAUAUUCUGAUAGAUUCUGGAAAACAUUGAUUAGGCCCACACUGUAAACAGUGCAUAAAUUUGAAUUCUAAUAUAAAUGAUCAAUCAAAAUAAUAUUAAGGCUUUAAUAGUUAAUUUAAUU